This is a messenger RNA of Pundamilia nyererei, 1026 nucleotides long. It is a transcript of the gene ift43, whose product is annotated as intraflagellar transport 43 homolog (Chlamydomonas). Gene Ontology annotation, biological process: intraciliary retrograde transport. NCBI's taxonomy places the organism in Eukaryota, Metazoa, Chordata, Actinopteri, Cichliformes, Cichlidae. The record is from RefSeq and is a predicted model, not a curated record. Bases 200 to 832 code for a protein of 210 amino acids. The transcript has 12 exons. Gene Ontology annotation, cellular component: cilium; intraciliary transport particle A.
GCACUUUCCUCCUGAUUUGCGUUACCAUGGAGAGCGUUGCUGUGUGACGCCUGGUGGUAUCCAGGAAGAAGGUGAACUAGCUGGUAGGAGGAAAAAAAUGGACGAUAAUUUCCAACAAGAAGAUGGUGGAACGGCAAAAAAUGAUGUUAAGGGAAUGAUGAAAACACUACACCACUGACCCACCGGACGUUUUCAUAGUAUGGAGGUUGCCAAGUCUGGACGAAGAGCUCGCCCUGCGGCACACCAGUCAUCGUUUGAAGAGACUCGUCACAUAAGGAAGUCCUCCACCUCUGCUUCAGCAGGAGAGGAUGAUGAUGAGGGCCCUCCUCCUAAACCAGCCCGGCGACAGGGCGGCUGGGCAGAGGACAGCUCUGGAUCUGGUUCUGCCAAUGUCGCCACCCCCGCCCCGCAGACAGGACACCAUCCAAGGGCAGGCAGAUCUUCGAGAAGACCUGCAGCUGAGGACCUCGAAGACCGCCGUCUGCGACCACAAACUCCCCAGGGAUCAGAUGAUGAAGGAGACAUCCCAACGAUUCCUGAUCUGGAUGAAGUGCAAGAAGAAGAUCUCACCAUGCAAAUUGCAGCUCCACCAUGUGUUCAGGUGAACCGAGUAAUGACCUACAGAGAUCUGGACAAUGAUCUGAAGAAUUAUUCUGCAUUCCAAACCUUAGAUGGAGAGAUCGACUUGAAGCUACUCACCAAGGUUUUAGCACCCGAGCAGGAGGUGAGGGAGGAUGAUGUGAGCUGGGAAUGGGAUCAUCUGUUUACAGAGGUGUCCUCGGAGCUGCUGAUGGAAUGGGAUCAAGGAGAGAGUGAGGAGCUGGCUGUGUAGCCUGCAACUCGAGGAGGACGCUUGAACUGAGACAUGAAGUUGCUCUAGUAGGAGUGAACAUCCCACUACAGAGAAGGGCUAUCAACUUACAAACUUCAAUUACUGUUAUUUUGUAUAAAGUGUGUGUACAGCAUUUGGUAAAUUUUAUAAAUAAAUAAAGUUGUCUGUGCACGGAGCAGUACAGUGUUACCUUA